Pecten maximus is the source of this 1001-nucleotide messenger RNA. RefSeq lists its product as uncharacterized. The coding region runs from base 19 to 486 and encodes 155 amino acids. The record is from RefSeq and is a predicted model, not a curated record. NCBI's taxonomy places the organism in Eukaryota, Metazoa, Mollusca, Bivalvia, Pectinida, Pectinidae. The transcript is spliced from 3 exons.
GAAUUUUACAGAUCGCCAAUGUCGCCUUCCGCGGACUCCAAUCAGCACCUUGUGUUCGAGUCACAGUCUCAGUCACUUCCUAACUGUGGUAAACUGUGUCAUAGAGGAGAAUUGUGUUUUUCCUUCACCUUUGACACAAAUCAGAACACUUGUCGAGGCUAUAAAUCAUCAGUCACAACAACACCCAUCCCCUUCUCCACAGGGUCAGCGAAUUAUUUCGUUAAUACAGGAUUGUUGACAUCCCUUGGUUUCCAAAUGUUAUCAAACAGCGGCACGUUCUACAAGGUGACCGAACUUGAAUUGUGCCAGACAAGUGCAGUCGAUUUCUGCGCCCAACAGUACUCGGGGCUGAUGCGGAUUAAGUCGGAGUCUGAAAUGUUAAAUUUACAGAAUGUCAUUGCCGGAAACACCAUUCUAGCAACAGACCACAACCAGUUGUUCGUGUCUGGUACGUAUAUGUUGUCAGAAUGGAGGUAUGCUGAUUAAUCGGAAGUUAUUGACAGCGUUCUUUGGUCGCCUAGCAACCCUGACCCGGGUCAGGGUCACUGUGUCAUGAUGACACCAACAGGUCUGGAAAGUGUGAACUGUACAGCAGAACUCUUCUCCAUUUGUGAAUUCUUUUGAUAAUAUUGAAAGAUUUCGAACCAGGUGGAAAUCAAACUCCAUGGGAAAAUCCCCAUCGUUCUAGAUCAAGAUUCUGUUGAUAUAUGAAUCUGAGCAAAAAUCUAUGUUACUCUUUUCCGUACAUAUCGUUGUUUCUACCACAGUAGGUGGGUUUUGUUCCACGCCCCAGGCACGGAAUAAUCAUUACCGUUUAAUAACAUUCAGUUUAUACCACACGUGGAAUAAACUCUAAAUCCGUUUUGAUUGGAUGACACGGUGACCUUUGGCGGGGCUAUUUUUUAAUCAAGUGGUUCAAUGCAAUUUGAUUAGCUAACACUUGAAGGCCGAUUCACGAUGUCCUGUAAAUGAUAACGCAUUUCGCAGUUAUUAUGCUAUAU